ACGCGCGUCUGCGCAGCAGCAGCAGCAGCUUUGUGGGAAAAACCUGGUGUUUUUCAUAUAGUAUAUUCUCUGAAAACGCUGGAUUAAACGCCUGAUUUUCCACACAAGUUUCUACAUGAAGUAUUUUGAGUACUUCCUUUUUAUUUUUUCUGUUCUUCCGUGAGUCUAAACUCCUGGAUAAAUUGAAUUAAAAAUUUUUUUUUUUUUUUAAUCUUUUUUUUUUAUGGUUAAAACUCGAUAUUUAACCAACUGUGUAUGGACUGAAGCUGUGUGACUGUGGGUUUAGUUGGACUGACGAGCCUUCCACUGCCAACGCCUUUCCCCCCUCUCUCCGAUUCUCCGCUGGGAAACUUCAGCUCUCAUCGACCCGAGCGCGUUUUCCUUCAACUCAUGAGCUGCUGAGACCACAGUCCGACGCAAAGAAGUCGUUUGAGAGCAAAAAAAUGGGCUGCACCAUCAGCGCCGAGGACAAAGCUGCUGUGGAGAGGAGUAAAAUGAUUGAUAAAAACCUGCGGGAGGACAGAGAGAAAUCUUCCAGAGAGGUGAAACUGCUUCUGCUCGGAGCUGGGGAAUCUGGGAAAAGCACAAUAGUAAAGCAGAUGAAAAUCAUUCAUGAAGAUGGCUACUCAGAAGAGGAGUGCAAGCAGUACAAAGUGGUGGUGUAUAGUAACACCAUCCAGUCCAUCAUGGCCAUCAUCAGGGCAAUGGGCCAGUUAAAGAUAGAUUUUGAGGAAGCAGCACGGGCGGACGAUGCCCGACAGCUAUUUGCCCUGGCGAGCACGGCGGAGGAAGGGGUGAUGUCAGCAGGCCUGACCGGCGUGAUUCGGAGGCUGUGGAACGAUGGCGGAGUGCAGGCCUGCUUCGAUCGAUCACGAGAGUAUCAGCUCAACGAUUCUGCCGCAUAUUAUCUGAAUGACUUGGACAGGAUCUGCCAGCCAAACUACGUCCCCACUCAGCAGGACGUGUUGCGUACACGUGUGAAGACCACUGGCAUUGUGGAAACUCACUUCACCUUCAAAGAUCUCUACUUCAAGAUGUUUGAUGUCGGGGGUCAGCGCUCCGAGAGGAAGAAGUGGAUCCAUUGUUUUGAGGGAGUCACUGCUAUUAUUUUCUGCGUAGCACUCAGUGACUACGACCUCGUCUUGGCUGAGGACGAGGAGAUGAACCGGAUGCAUGAGAGCAUGAAGCUUUUUGACUCCAUCUGCAACAACAAGUGGUUCACGCUCACUUCCAUCAUCCUCUUCCUCAACAAGAAGGACUUGUUUGAAGAGAAGGUCGGCAAGAGUCCACUCACUAUCUGCUACCCCGAGUACUCUGGUGGUAACUCAUAUGAAGAGGCAGCUGCUUAUAUCCAGUGCCAGUUUGAAGACCUCAAUAAACGAAAGGACACCAAGGAGAUCUACACCCAUUUCACUUGUGCCACAGACACCAAGAAUGUGCAGUUUGUUUUCGAUGCUGUCACCGACGUCAUUAUCAAGAUUAACCUGAGGGAGAUUGGGCUCUACUAAAGCCUCAGGCCCUGCAGGUGUCAGGAGAAAAAACCAGGACUUCUGAGCUGGUAUGUCUUGUCUGUAGAGAACGAAUAGGAAAGUAGGCGUUGCUAAGGACUGAGCUGGUGACCAUGCAGCAUUCAGGACCUAAAUUCCACAAUUUGGAGACUAUGAUCACUUUUGUCUUAAUAUAUUUUACGAUGCAGUGCAUACUGGGAGGAAGUGAUAAGUCAGGGAAGGCUUGUGAAAUGAUCACUGUGAGUUCAUGUGGAGUCCUGUCAUAUUUAAGACCUUUGAAGAUCCAAGGGGCUGGCAGGUAAAGCCCUUCUGAUAUCUCUGACACAUUUAUAGUUUGUCUUUCAUCUGCACAAGGACCAAAACAGACUGCCUGUUUAUCCCAUUCAUUACUGCAUCACACAGUUUCACAGCUGACAUGUAAAAUCUAUUUACUUUUUUUGAGCUGCUUCUUCUCUUAGCUGUAAGUCUAUAUCACAUUGCUUUUAUUGAAUAUUUACAUUGGUUAUUUUAUUUUAAUUUUAAUUUUAAGUUGAAAUUAUAUAGUGUUUCCACUUUUGGAUGUGUGAAUGCCAUAACUUAUGUAUGAAAAAGAGUUUUCUGUGUGUAGUUUUCAUGUACAUAGCGUCACAUUUUGGGUUGUGGAUUAAUUAGCAAGAGUUUAAUGUACUCAUUAGCAACAUCGCUGUCUACAUAGUUAUUUUAAUUUUAACAAGACCAUAUUGUGUUGAACAAUAUUUUUUAUACUUGAGACAGAACACUGCAAAUCAAUUUGUGAAGGGAGCUCUUCAUUUUUAAAUUUUUUUUUUUUUUGGAGUUUGAAAAUGACUAAUUUUAUUCACUCACUGGAGGUCAAUGUAAAAUCUCCUGUUUUUGUUUUUUGUUUUUUUUUUGUUUUGUUUUGUUUUCAAGAUAAUUUUUAAUCCUUUGGAUAUCAGCGAAGAAGUAAAAAGUGGGAUAGUCUGAUAUGGCCAGAAGCUGUAUUUGUGUUCUUUGGCUGUGGCCCUCACAUAAUACUGAGGAAGUCUGUUGUUGAUAUGCUAUGAUAUGCUGGAACAGAGCAGAAUUUGGGUUAGAUCAGUCACUUCCUGCACAGAGAAGUCCUGGUAGCUAACUUUCCUGAAGGUUAAGAAUCUAAAUGUAUAGCUCACUAUAAGUUUCUGCAGUUGUAUUAGUUCAUUUCAACAUCAUUAAAUGAUGGUACAAAGCUG
Messenger RNA from Toxotes jaculatrix (banded archerfish), 2716 nucleotides. RefSeq names its product guanine nucleotide binding protein (G protein), alpha inhibiting activity polypeptide 3 (gene gnai3). Gene Ontology annotation, biological process: adenylate cyclase-modulating G protein-coupled receptor signaling pathway. Gene Ontology annotation, cellular component: heterotrimeric G-protein complex. The coding region runs from base 444 to 1508 and encodes 354 amino acids. The record is from RefSeq and is a predicted model, not a curated record. Gene Ontology annotation, molecular function: G-protein beta/gamma-subunit complex binding; G protein-coupled receptor binding; GTPase activity. The transcript is spliced from 9 exons. NCBI's taxonomy places the organism in Eukaryota, Metazoa, Chordata, Actinopteri, Toxotidae.